Molecule: messenger RNA, 2207 nt
Organism: Thamnophis elegans (Western terrestrial garter snake)
Lineage: Eukaryota; Metazoa; Chordata; Lepidosauria; Squamata; Natricidae
Gene: CD8A
Product: CD8a molecule
Exons: 6
Coding region: 99-803 (234 amino acids)
Source: RefSeq, a predicted model, not a curated record
UCACAUCCUCUUCCACUAACGGGAACCUAUUUCGUCCAUCAAAUUAAUUAUAAUUCUCCUCUGCCUUUUUAAAAGAAAGAUUGCCAAAAGGAAAAAAAAUGGUCAGAAUUUUCUGUCUUCUGUGGUUCCUUGCUCUGAUUUUAUGUUGCUGUGGGUCCCAAACAGACCGACUAGAAAUCAGUAUGAUCAGCAAUCCUCUUGAAACUUUUGGAACCAAAGUGGAGUUCAAAUGUGACACUGACCACGUGGAUGCUGGCGUUUUCUGGGUUAUUCAGAAAUGGAAUGGCGUACUCCACUUCAUUACACAUGUUACAUCAAGAUCUAAAGAGGUAACAGGUACUCUUGAAGGCUACAAGGCUACAAAAGCUGGCAGCUACUACCAGUUAACUAUUGCCAACUUUCAGGAGAACCACGAGGGUACCUAUUUUUGUGUGCGCCAUCGCAAUCAGAAGCUGCUUUUUAGUACAGGCAUCCCAGUAUUCUUGCCAGUGACAACUACUCCUGUGCCUUCUACCACCACACAGAAAAUUUCAAUCACCACCAAAGGACUGAUAAAAGAAGAAGCUAUGAAAUGUCCCAAUUCUACAGUCAAAGUAACAACAAAUACAAAAAAUACAAUGUUCUCCUGUGAACUUUAUAUAUGGGUUCCCUUAGCUGGUGUUUCUCUCCUUCUGCUGAUAACCCUGAUAAUCAUCAUAUCACUCUGCUGUGGUUCAAGGCGAAGCAGAAGAAAAUGCAAAUGUAUACGGCCAACAAAUGGAACCAAUGGAACUCACAUGAAACCAUUCCAGAAUAAUAAGUAGGACAUGCUGUGUCAUAUAAAUCCAGAGACUCUGAUGUUCUUGUAAUAGUUCUCUGUUCAUAUAUUAAGAAUGAUUGUCUUAGAUCAUAUCUUUGAAAUCAUAUGCUACGUUGUUAUAUUUUAUCAUUUACUCAGAAAUCAGUUUCUCUGUAAGUUAGCAAGUUAUGAAUUUACUCCUGCAGUUGAACAUAUUGUCAUGAAAAUAAAGUCAAAAUAUUGUAGUUUAGCCAUAAAUACUUCAAAAAUAUGUAAUAAUCUUGUGAUACUUAUGGAUAUAAUAAUGAUGGAAAAACUAAAAAUUCAAGGAAUGUUCAAUAACAUUUGUUCUCUGGGUAACCAGAUGUAAGGAAAGGGAAGCAUUAUCUUGUCUUUCCUCAUACACAUACACAUAUGUGUAUCAUUUUUGUUGCAGUUGCCUUCUCUUUUUCCACCUUGGAGUAUUAAUGUUCAAUAACAUGGGAGGAUGAAUGAAGGGAUGCAAACAUGUAUACACCAAGAAAAAGUUAUGGUACACCCCCAAAUCUCUGAAUUAGCCUAUAGAAGGAGUGAAGGGAGAUGAUGUUUUACCACUAAUCAAUGCAAGAAUAUAAUUUAUCCUAUUUUAAGAAGGAUUAGAGUAUACAGAAGAUCUUCUCUAAAUGCAAUUUCAUAGCACUUCAAGGUAGAACUGGGGAAUACCUUAUCUGAAACUUCAAAGUCAGAUAGAAUAGUGAUUUGACUCAGUAAAGAGCAGCUUUUAAAAAUCUGAUGUUAUCACAAUCAUUCUAUGUAUAGUGGCAGGAAAGAGAAACAGUUUUGGCUACACUUGAAAACCAACCUACCAUUUUGUCACAAUUCCAUAGAUCUGUAAUACUUUCAAAAUGAUAUUGUCUGUAUACUGCAGAGAACAGUUUAUGGUAACUAUUGUUUUUCUUUGUUCAACUUAAAAUAUUCAAUACGCUAAGUCAAGAUAAUGUUAAGCACUCAGUACUCCCAUUUCAUCUCCCAUGCCCAUAGCAAAAACUGAUGCAGACCUUAUUAAAUAACCCAAAUGAAAUCCAUCUAGGUUCUAGGACAUAGCAAAUGGUAUCCUUCUGUGGAUAGAGCUCACAGAAAGAAAGAGAAAGAAGAUAGAAUGCAUCUCAAUUGCCCACUUUACAAGGUGACUCAUCACAAUGCUAGGAAAGAAUUUCAUCAGGCUACCAACAAGAUGGUUUGCUUAUUAAAAAUGAAAGAUUACUUACAUUUCAUUCUCCAUAUAUAUCACAGUUGAAAAUGAAAAAGAUCUAUUAGUAACUUCUCAUGUAUAACAGACUAAAUGCACAUGCAUUACAUUUAAAUUUAGGCUUGGCAUGUUUCUUCUUUGGCUCAUGCAUGCUUUUAUAGAGAUGCCCAGAACAUCACUGUAACAUCUUAAAUUGUUCUA